CCCGGCGAUGACGCGGUAGUGGUUUCUCUCUUCGCGUGUGGUGGGCUGAACCCCCUUCUCCCUCCAGCGUGGCACUUUGCAUCCACCUUUUUCCGUCCUACCUUUUUCUCGACCCAAGUAUCCUGUUUGCCCAUACCCCAGUAACAUCUACAGGCAUGUCCCAACGCAUUCACCUCAACCCUAACGUCCCUCGUCAGUCGCCUAUGAUGGGCGGCAUCGGCGGCGGGUACGCCCCGGACCCCAUCUCCCGGCCAACCGAGACCCAGAGGUUCAGCGACAAUGAGAUGCUUGCAAACAUCCAAAAGUGGAGUAGCAAGGUUGAAGAUGUGAUCGAGACUUACACUCAGCCCAUCCGACCGUAUGUGCCUGCCUUGGCCAGGUUCCUCAUUGUUGUUACUUUCCUUGAGGACGCUUUGAGAAUCCUUACUCAAUGGGGUGACCAGUUGUGGUACCUUCAAAAGCAUCGACACUUUCCUUGGGGCAUUUCCCACUUGUUCCUCUUGAUCAACGUCGUGGCCAUGCUUGCUGGUUCCUUCGGUGUCAUCUCCAAAAGGUACCCCGAAUACUCUGUCUUCUGCCUUCUCGGAGUGGUUGCUACUCAAGGCAUUGGUUACGGUCUCCUUUUCGACCUUUCUUUCUUCCUUCGCAACCUCAGUGUUGUUGGAGGUCUUCUCAUGGUUCUCUCCGACUCUUUGCAGAAGAACAAGAAGCUAUUCGCUGGCUUGCCCACUCUUAGCGAGACUGACCGACGCAAGUACUUCCAGCUUGCCGGCCGAAUCCUCCUCAUCUUCCUUUUCAUUGGUUUCGUCUUCCAAGGCAACUGGUCCUUCGCCCGUGUCAUCGUCUCCAUCGUCGGUUUGGGCGCCUGUGUCAUGGUCGCCGUGGGCUUUAAGGCCAAAUGGAGUGCCAGUUUCCUUGUCGCUCUUUUGAGCAUCUUCAAUGUCUUCAUUAACAAUUGGUGGAGCGUCCACGCUGCUCACCCUCAGAGGGACUUUCUCAAGUAUGACUUCUUCCAGACCUUGUCCAUCGUCGGUGGUCUCUUGUUACUUGUCAACAUCGGUCCUGGAGGGUUUUCCAUGGACGAGAAGAAGAAGGUCUAUUAAAAAUGCCUGCAAUGAGCAAUGUAGCAAAGGGGAAGACAAUCAAGAUAAUCGUCACAGUUUAUGCAUACAUCAAGAGUUUGAAUUAUUAUCUCUUCAUUUUUGCCUAGUUUUUUUAAUCUCAGAUGAUGCAAUCGCUGUAGAACAG
Messenger RNA from Cryptococcus deneoformans JEC21, 1248 nucleotides. RefSeq names its product ER to Golgi transport-related protein, putative. Bases 156 to 1103 code for a protein of 315 amino acids. The record is from RefSeq and is a predicted model, not a curated record. Gene Ontology annotation, cellular component: endoplasmic reticulum; endoplasmic reticulum-Golgi intermediate compartment; membrane. NCBI's taxonomy places the organism in Eukaryota, Fungi, Basidiomycota, Tremellomycetes, Tremellales, Cryptococcaceae. Gene Ontology annotation, biological process: Golgi organization. The transcript has 10 exons.